Messenger RNA from Scylla paramamosain (green mud crab), 831 nucleotides. RefSeq names its product nucleolar protein 58-like. The transcript has a single exon. The record is from RefSeq and is a predicted model, not a curated record. Lineage: Eukaryota; Metazoa; Arthropoda; Malacostraca; Decapoda; Portunidae. The coding region runs from base 1 to 831 and encodes 276 amino acids.
AUGCCUGGAUUUUCUACUGAAGAUUGUGGCUCAACACUCCAUAAUACGAGAUUCAACAAGAACAAGAGAAAACAACAAGCAAUGGACGCCCAAGAGACCCUCGGUGAGAAGGGGAACGGGAAGGAGAAAGUGACCAAGAACAACAAGAAGAGGCGGCUGGAGAGCCUCGAAGACUGCACCAGCCACGAGAAGACGGUCACUGAAGGCUGUGCAGAGAUGAAACACCGUGCCAAAAGAAGCAAGGGAGGAGAUGAGAGCCGCACGAAGAAAGCGGAUCGUGAGCAAGAAGUUUCGAAACAUAAUAAGAAUAAGAAAGUGGAUGGCGUUGAAGGGGUUACGGAACACAAAAUUCAGAGGCACGGGAAUGACAUCAAAGACAAGAAAACGAUGAGUACUGAAUGUUUUUAUCCGAUUAUGGACCGCACCAAGAGGAAGAGGCAGAAUAACGACGAUGACGAGAAGCAGGACAAGAGAAAGAAGCACGACACGGAGGAAACGAAAAACCAGGACAAGAAGAGGAAGAGGCAGGUCAAGGAGGACGACGAGAAGGAAGACAAGAAGAGGAAGAGGCAGGUUAAGGAGGAAGACGAGAAGCAGGGCAAGAAGAGGAAGAGGCAGGUUAAGGACGACGACGCGAAGCAGGACAACAAGAGGCAGAGGCAGGACACGAAGGACGAUGAGAAGAAGGACAAGAAGAGGAAGAGGCAGGACGCGGAGGACGACGAGAAGCAGGCAAAGAAGAGCAAGGGAGAGGGCAGGAGAGAACGAAAGAAGGGGGGAAGAUGGAGUGCUGUCAAUGCGUUAAGCACGGCAUCAAGAGAUGGAAGAUGA